This is a messenger RNA of Penicillium alfredii, 1002 nucleotides long. RefSeq lists its product as uncharacterized. Gene Ontology annotation, molecular function: metallopeptidase activity. The transcript has 3 exons. Lineage: Eukaryota; Fungi; Ascomycota; Eurotiomycetes; Eurotiales; Aspergillaceae. The coding region runs from base 1 to 1002 and encodes 333 amino acids. The record is from RefSeq and is a predicted model, not a curated record.
AUGAAGCCCUCCAGGGUAUGGCUGCUGUUUGCAGUCUACUUCCUCUUCACCGGCUCGACCAUCGCAAUGGACCCCGAAGAUCGCGACCCAAAAGACAUCAAAGCGAGCGAGGUCUUCGAAAUGAUUCCUGCCGGCAAACCAGGCUCGUGUGCAAACCAGCCCAUUGACCAGAUCGUCCAGGAAGCAGCCCUCCUCGCGCAAAAUGCUGUCAGGGCACUUGAAAAACUUGUUUACUCUUCUAGCGUCCCGGCCAACGACGAAAACGAGAAGAUAUUGAACAUGGCCUAUGUUUCAUUCGGAGCGCGAUAUGAUAUAGACAUGAGCUGUGAAGGAGAUACUGAUGAGAAUGACGACGAGUUGGCACCUUUAAAAAUCAAGAAUAGGAAAAGCAGCCUGAAGAUGGGCGAGAAGCUCUCAAAACUGGAAUGUGGCGAUGGAGACCUGAGAAAGGUGACCACCCUGGGAGAUCUGGGGCUGAAGCCCAAAGACAAAACAAUCAAGCAGUGGAGGGAGGAAAAGGACCCACAACGAAAGAACAGCGAGAAAGAUGUGGACGGAUACUACCUCCAUAAAUACUUCUCUCCACUGAUCAAGCGAGGGAUGUAUAAUAUAAGAGAGGCCGUGUUGAGCUUCACCAACAAGCCGGGAGAAUUUGCAAAGCGCAGCCCAUGCGAAAGCCUUGGAGGCUAUUAUUCUGGCAACGCCAAUCUUAUCUUGUUGUGUGAUGAGGUCUUCCAGCUGAAAACUCUUGAACAAGCAAUCAAGGAUCAAAACCAUGUUAAAGAGGAACCGGAUAUGGAUCAUCAACUAGAUGCCCAGGACACAUCUAGUGCCGUGUUAUUACAUGAGGUGAUACACAAGGUGAAUAGGCGAGCCUUCGACAAGAAGCGUGCAGAGGAUACAGUGAUUAAUGCAGAUAACUACAAGAUGUUUGCAAAAGGAAUUACCUUAAGCAAGAUUAACUGGUAUCCGAAAGGGUAUGAUGAUAAUGUUGGACUCUAA